Salarias fasciatus (jewelled blenny) is the source of this 9352-nucleotide messenger RNA. RefSeq names its product nuclear receptor corepressor 1 (gene ncor1). Gene Ontology annotation, cellular component: chromatin. The transcript is spliced from 45 exons. The coding region runs from base 195 to 7316 and encodes 2373 amino acids. Gene Ontology annotation, molecular function: nuclear thyroid hormone receptor binding; transcription corepressor activity. Gene Ontology annotation, biological process: negative regulation of transcription by RNA polymerase II. The record is from RefSeq and is a predicted model, not a curated record. NCBI's taxonomy places the organism in Eukaryota, Metazoa, Chordata, Actinopteri, Blenniiformes, Blenniidae.
CUUCAGUCUGUCCAGUCGUCCACAGCCCAUAACCCGCGGAUUUACAAUCAACAAUUGUCACAUUUUCUGCCCGGGGAUAUCUUUUUCUCCCUUCGCUAUAUUUUUUAAAUAUGCGGUGGUUCGUGUCUCCAAACAUGGUGUAGCUCCACUCUCCCAUCGGUGAAGCAGCAGCAGCCCGCGAGCUCUGAGCCAAGAUGUCCAGUAGCUCGGGCUACCCCCCCAGCCAGGGGAGCUUCAGCAGCGAGCAGAGCCGAUACCCGCCACACUCGGUCCAGUACACCUUCCCGGGCACGCGCCACCAACAGGAUUUCACCAUCCCAGACUAUCGGAGUCACAUGCAGGACCCGCAGGCGCGGCGGAGACCAUCUCUCCUGUCUGAAUUCCACCCUGGAACUGAAAGGCCUCCGGAGAGACGCCAUGGUUACGAGCAGCAGUAUCACUCCAUCACGACCCAGGCGGAGCACGACGCCUUGGAGGCUAAACGCCCUCGCAUGGAGACCGUUGCCGAGGCGCACAUCACCCGCACCCCUCCCGCCGCGGGCGCCAUUGUCGUGCCGAUGCCCAACUCACUCCACGACAGCCUCAGAGCCACUGUGGAGGUCAAAAAGGAGUCUCAGUACACUGUGAAAGUGGAGUCUCAGUCCCCCGGAGGACAUGCGCUGCACAUGGGGGACGAUCAGGACAACUCUCCCUCCAAGCUCUCCAAGGAGGAGCUCAUCCAGAGCAUGGACCGAGUGGACCGGGAGAUCGCCAAAGUGGAGCAGCAGAUUUUCAAGCUGAAGAAAAAGCAGCAACAACUCGAAGAGGAAGCAGCGAAGCCGGUGGAGCCGGAGAAGCCAGUGACCCCUCCCCCGGUGGAGCACAAGCACCGCAGCAUCGUCCAGAUCAUCUACGACGAGAACAGGAAAAAAGCCGAAGAGGCCCAUAAAAUCCUGGAAGGUCUCGGCCCCAAGGUUGAGCUGCCCCUGUACAACCAGCCUUCCGACACAAAGGUGUACCAUGACAACAUUAAGACAAACCAGGUCAUGAGGAAGAAGCUGAUUUUGUUUUUUAAGAGGAGGAACCAUGCACGUAAACAAAGGGAACAGAAGAUCUGCCAGCGCUACGACCAACUGAUGGAAGCGUGGGAGAAGAAGGUGGAGCGAAUGGAGAACAACCCCAGACGCAAAGCCAAGGAGAGCAGGACACGAGAGUACUACGAGAGGCAAUUCCCCGAGAUCCGCAAGCAACGGGAGCAGCAGGAGCGUUUCCAGAGAGUUGGACAAAGAGGAACUGGUCUUUCUGCAACCAUUGCAAGAAGCGAGCACGAGAUUUCUGAAAUCAUAGACGGCCUCUCUGAGCAGGAGAACAACGAGAAGCAGAUGAGACAGCUGUCGGUCAUCCCUCCCAUGAUGUACGACUCGGAGCAGAGGCGAGUGAAGUUCAUCAACAUGAACGGGCUGAUGGACGACCCCAUGAAGGUGUACAAGUCCCGGCAGUUCAUGAACGUUUGGACCGAGCACGAGAAGGAGAUCUUUAAAGACAAGUUUGUUCAACAUCCCAAGAACUUUGGCCUGAUUGCUUCUUAUCUGGAGAGGAAGUGCGUUGCCGACUGUGUCCUGUACUACUACUUGACCAAAAAGAACCACAACUACAAGACACUGGUGAGACGAAACUAUGGACGGCGGAGAGGAAGGAACCAGCAAAUAACACGUCCGUCACAAGAAGACAAGUCCGACGACAAGAACGAAGAGGACAAAUCUGAGAAGACCGAGAAAAAAGAGGACGAGGAAAACAAGGACGAUCAAGAGAAAGAUGAAAAGGAGGAGUCCAGAGACAUUGGCAAGGACAAAGACAAGUGUGACGGUGGGGAGGACGAGGACUGCAAGGAGCAAAACACGCCGCGUGGCAGGAAGACUGCCAACAGCCAGGGCCGCCGUAAGGGAAGGGUCCUCACGCGCUCCAUGGCCAAUGAAGCCGCGUCUGUGGCAACCGAGGAAGCUCCUCCCCCCGCCUCGGAGCCCGCCAUGCCAGACCCUCCACAGCUCUCCAAAGGCGACCCAGCGCAGAAGUCAAUGAAGGAGCCUGCCAAGCCUCAGACUCCUGUGUCCUCCAUGGAUGGUAAAGCUGGUGCUGCUGAAGCUGGGGAAACUUCUCGCUGGACCGAGGAGGAGAUGGAGGUUGCCAAAAAAGGGCUUGUCGAGCACGGGCGAAACUGGACGGCCAUCGCCAAAAUGGUAGGCACCAAAAGUGAGGCGCAGUGUAAGAACUUCUACUUCAACUACAAGAGACGUCACAACUUGGACAACCUGCUCCAGCAGCAUAAGCAGGAUACGCGGAGGGCCCGUGCUGAUAGGUCUCAAGGUGAAGGUCUUGCCACGGCAUCACCUGACGAUGACGAGGACAACGCAGAUGACAGCGAAGGCGGUGACAACAGCUCAGAUACAGAGAGCGCCCCUUCCCCCUCCCAGGCGGACUCUUCAAAGUCUGCUGACUCCAAGAGGGGAGACGGCACUGUAGGAGACGCUCAGUGCUCCGAUCAGGACAAAGGUCACACCAGCAAUGGAAAAGCCCUCGAGCGCUCAUACGGGGAACUCCGUGUUAAGGAGGAGAAAAGCCCUGAGAGGGAGGCUGGGUCUCUGGAGGAAAAAGGUAGAGUGGCCUCCUUUGCGGGCUCACUGCAUCCGAAAACUGAACCUCAGGAUAUCGACCUGAAGACCGGAGAGGUUCAGGUCAAGAUGGAGCCGGAAAUGAAGGAAAAAGGAGAAAAGGGAGAUCAUGGGGAAAGGCAGAGGGAGCUCAACUCGGAUAAUGACUCCAGCGCCACCUGCAGUGCAGAUGAGGAUGUGGAAGCAGAGCCUGAACAACAGAGAUUGUACCUGAUGGACAAGCCUUCACUGCUCAACCCUCCGGGCUCGGUGCUGGUGUCUUCACCCAAGCAGGCGCAGCUCAACAUGGAGCAGCUGCAUCAACGGGCUGCCACCAUCCCACCCAUGGUGCCUGGUUCUUUCGGCCCCGGCGGGAUGACCACCAGUGGCCUCGCCAUGCUGCAACGCCAGAUCAAAGCGGUGCACGAGUCGUCUGCGCACCAGGAAGAGAAGCAGAGGCAGGAUCAGGGACACCUGGAGCGCAGACCCCCCUUCCCCACCCGCAGCCCCACCAUACUGGAUAGAGAUGUCCUCCACCCUGUUCCCAACCAACUGGUUCAGGGCAUGCCAGAUGGAGUCCGCGUGACGUUCAGCAGACCCAGUCGAAUUCCCAACAUUCCCUCUCCUCCUCCACUCAUUCCAACCACCAAGCCCACAGACAAGCCCUCCUUCAUCCACGGGGGCUCCAUCUCCCAGGGAACUCCUGGCACAUACUUACCGUCCCAUCCUGUGUACGGGCCAGAGGGGACGAAGAGCUCUGUGGGUUCCAUCUCUCUGGGUCUGCCUCGGCAGCAGGAUCUCAACAAGCCUGGAGCUGCAGUUCCAUCCAUCCAGGAUGGCAGAGGGGGCCUGGCAAAGGUCAGCGAGGGCCUGGCAUCAAAAGGAUCAAUCACCCAGGGCAAGCCAGCCCUGUCCCAGUCCAACAUGGCUGCAGACCUCAUGACGGGCUCGAUCACCAAGCUAGUCGCCAAGGAGCCGAGCGGGUCGGACAAGGGCAGGGGGGAGCAGCUGCCAACAGGUUAUGUCAUCUAUGAAGGCGAGAAUGGCCACAUCGUCUCCUACGACCCUAACAAGAACCCGAGGGAAAACACCCGCAGCCCCCGAACAGGCCACGAACUGAAACGCACUUACGAGAUGAUGGAGGGCUCUAUGGGCAGAGGACACCCUGGCAGGGAAGGAGCGCAAUUUGAGGGAUUAUUCAGCAGAGCCGUGCCCAGAGAAGGUCUCCAUGGGGACUCGAAGGAAAGACCUCUGAUCACAGGAUCCAUCAUGCAAGGAACGCCCAGAACAGCUGCAGAGAGUUACGAGGACGCCAUGAAGUACGGGAAGCAGAUCAAGCGAGAGAGUCCACCGAUUCGCUCGUUUGAAGGGGGUAUCGGGAAAGGCAAGCCCUACGAAGGGGUUAACACCAUCAAGGAGAUGGGACGCUCCAUUCACGAAAUCCCCCGGCAAGAUCAGUCUGGCCAGGACAUGUGCAAGACCCCCGACCUGUCAGACAGGAGGGUGGCGGAGGGCUCCAUGUCUCAGAUUCAUCCGAUGAACCAAACUAUCAAACACAAUGUCAAGUCCCUCAUCACCAGUCCCAGUAAGCUUCCCCACGGCAUGCCCCAGCUGGAGGUCAUAGAGCGGGCCAAAUACGACGACAGCAAGCUGGUGCGGCACACGUCCGUGGUCAACUCCACCGCCUCUGUGCUGCGCUCCACGCACCAGGAGAGCGCCAAAUCCCAGCUCAGCCCGAGCAUGUACGAGGACGCCAACGCUCGCAGGACCCCCGUCAACUACAGCUCCAAUCCCGGGUCCAGAGGCUCACCCAUGCUGGGACGGACUCCAGAAGGUGGCAUGAGCUCUGGGAAAUCUGCAGCACACGAGAGAAAGAGCGUCAUGACCCCGACGCAGAGGGACAGUGUCCCGGCCAAGUCCCCGGUGUCAGGCGGGGACCCUGUGGCCUCUCACAGCCCGUUCGACCCCCACCACCGGCCCGUGGUUCCUGGAGAAGUGUAUCGACCCCAUCUGCAUCCACACCUUGACCCCAACCUGGCCUUCCGAGUGCUGGAUCCCGCAUUCAUGUUCUCCAGGCAGCCGUCACCGACGGGCUACCAUAACACCUACCAGCUGUACACCAUGGAGAACACACGGCAGACCAUCCUCAACGACUACAUCACGUCCCAGCAGAUGCAAGUCAUCCCUCGGUCUGACAUGGCCAGGGGGAUUUCGCCACGGGAGCAGCCCGUCACUAUCCCUUACCCAGCCGGAGCUCGAGGGAUUAUUGAUCUAGCCCAGAUGGCUCCAACUAUCCUGUUGCCUCACCCUGGGGGAACAGGUGCUCCCACUGCGGAACACAUGGCCUACCUCACUGGAGCUCAGCCCCCUUUCCCUCCUAGGCCCUUCAACCCAACCUCCAUAUCACAAGGUCACCCAACGCACCUCGCUGCUGCCGCCGCCGCCGCCAGUGCAGAGAGAGAACGGGAGCGGGAGCGGGACCGGGAGCAGCAGGAGAAAGAGAGGGAAAAGGAGAGAGAAAGGGAGCUGAGAGAACGCGACCGGGAGCGGGAGAGGGAGCGCGAGCGAGAAAUGAGAGAACGGGAGCGGGACAGAGAGCGAACCAAUGAAUACAUCCGAGGAGGUGGUCAAGAGCAGCCCGUCCGGCCGGGGAGUCGAGGUUAUCUGCACUCGCCCUCCCCUUCCCUCAGGACACAGGAAGUGGUGGUUCAGCAGCGGCCGAGCAUCUUCCAGGGAAAGAGUGUCAUCACAUCUCUCAUGCCUCAUUCAGCCGCGGCAGCGUCGGCGCCUCAGAGCAGCUCUCGCUACAACACUGCAGCCGACGCUCUGGCUGCGUUGGUGGACGCUGCAGCGUCUGCUCCGCAGAUGGACGUGGCCAAAGUGAAAGACAACAAACAUGAGCGGGACGCGGAUAUGUCUUCGGCUCGGCGGCCGGCCAGCCUCCCCGACCAGCAGCAGCAGCAGGAGGUGGAGAGGCAGUCCCUGCAGUCGCCCUACGGCGCCAUGUCUCUGCCGGGGGGGAAGCCCCAUCCAGCUUACUCUGAAGGCCCCGGGGGCGGAGUGAAGGAGAAGGGGCCGCAGACCAAGUCUCGCAUCGAAGAGGAGCUUCGGGUUCACGGGAAGACGACGAUCACAGCAGCGAGCUUCAUCGACGUCAUCAUCACACGUCAGAUAGCCUCCGACAAAGACUCGCGAGAGCGAGGCUCCCAGAGCUCCGACUCCUCCGGCAGCUUGUCGUCCAGUCGAUAUGACAACAGCGGUGGAGGAGCCAUCGAGGUGAUCAGUCCUGCUAGUUCCCCAGUCCAGCCUCAGCAGGACAAACCGGACGACGGACAGCAGCAGCAGCAGCAACCAGCAGAUAAAUAUAAGCUACCGGUGGGCACUCGGGCGAUUGGAAUGAGUCGUUACCGGACGUCAGGAGAGCCCUCACAGUCCAGUUCCCAUCAGCCCCCGUCCUCCCAGGCCGACAGCUACUCGCAGGUCCCCAAAACUCACAGAGUCAUGACUCUGGCAGACCACAUUUCGCAAAUCAUCACCCAGGACUUCGCCCGAAACCAGGAUCCCCCUCCAGCCUCCUCGGCCUCUGCCACAUUCCAGAGCGUGGGGCCGCCCGUGUCCUCGUCAGGCCGAGUCAAGGUGCCCAGCCGUUACAGUCCCGAGAACCAGGUCCAGGCCCCCCAUCAUCAAAGACCCUCCAACAGAGUGUCUCCAGAAAACGCCCCCGACAAACCCCGAUCCAGGCCCGGGAAGUCUCCAGACAGAGGAGGCAGACAGAUGGAAAACUACGAACCCAUCUCUCCACCACAGAGUUAUCAGGGCCUGGAGAAGCAGGAGGCUGCUGGGGCUCAGGCUCAGAGACAAGAGGCUGACAACUCAGAGAUCAGGAGUGACUCACGGUCACCGGGCAGUGUGAGCUACCUGCCAUCCUUCUUCACCAAGCUGGAAAAUACUUCACCAAUGGUGAAAUCCAAGAAGCAGGAGAUCUUUCGUAAGUUGAACUCCACCUCUGGUGUCGGUGAUUCCGAUGUUGGAAAUGCACAACCCGGCACAGAGAUUUUCAACUUGCCUGCUGUUACAAGCUCCAGUAGCAUCAACCCCCGGAAUCACUCCUUUAGUGACCCAGCCAGUAACCUGGGCCUGGAGGACAUCAUUCGCAAGGCCUUAAUGGGAAACUUGGAGGAAAGACAGGAGGAGCACCAGGGAGGAGUCGCCAUCAGCAACUCUUCAAAUACGGGCAGCGACACCCGGCAGGAGGCCAGUCCCUCGCCCAGUAUGGGGAAGCAGAAGCAGAGCAAAACCAACAACAGAAAGUCCAAGUCACCGAACCUGGGUCAGGCGUACGCUGGAGGGGAGCGUCCCUCGUCGGUGUCCUCCGUUCACUCCGAGGGAGAUUAUCACAGACAAGCCCAACCCCAGUGGAGCUGGGACGACCGGCCCUCGUCCACAGGACCCAUGCAGUUCCCGUACAACCCGCUGACCAUGCGGAUACUGAGCAACACGCCACCCACCUCCAUCGCCUCGCCCACCAUACAGAGCCAGCAGCAGCAGCCUCAACAGCCACAGCAGCAUCAGCAGCAGCAGCAGCAGCAGCAGCCGCCGCCUCCGGCCGGAGCCCCAGUGGCCCAGCAGCGGGUGUGGCAGUCCCUGCUGUCGGAGCAAUACGAGACCCUGUCCGACAGCGACGACUGAGCCCCGCUGGCUUCAGCCCCGAGUCCCAGAAGAGAGAAGCCUGAGCCCAGGCUCGUCCAGUCACCUCCCCACCAAGAACUAACCUCACUCCUCCCAGAGUGUGCGCAGUAGAUUGGGUGGUGUCCUUUUUAUUUUUGGUGCUAUGGCGCCCCCCGGCUGUCUGCUCAGAGUAUGAGCAGCAGCAGCCCGUGACAGGCAGGGCUCUCCUGAGCAAGACUUAGUUUUGGCCCUGAAGCACUCAUCCAGCCUGAUGGAGGGAAUGACACGAUAAUAAAGAUGAAGAACUUAAUAUGUAAGAAGAAACUAUUUCUGAAUCCUGUUUGAUUUCUGUAAAGAUAUACCGUAUCUUUAAGGAAAUCAGUGUAUGUAAAUAGAGUAACCUUUUGCAGUGUUUUUCUUAACUUGAUGAUUUCUUAUUUUAAUGUUGCUUUUAAAUUGAUCCACUUUAAAAUGGGAAGAGUCGGGGUGUAAUCUUAAAUGCCACAAGUUGGUCGCCACCCUGCCCACAUCACUCAGCACCCGCUCAUCGCUUCACCAUAGUGACCCUACCAGAGACCAGAUCUGUGGUUUGUACUUGACCGUGACAGGAGCACACGGAGACUGUGCCCCCCUGCAGCAGCGCGCCAUCCACCAAGCACCACCAGAGCCCUGGACAAUGUGGACAUCGGAGGACUAAAACAAACAAGACUAAACAUUUCAAACAGCAGCGAUAUCUGAUGCCUUGUCUUCAUCACGCAGAGGACAUGAUGCAUGGAUUGGAUGGUAGAGAGGAUUUCUCGCCCGUUUUUUGAAACAAGUUGAGAACACUGGUGUCAUAGCAGAAAGGUGAAAGGUCUGAUAUAAGCUUAAUUUUACCGGAAAUUAUGACUACUCCAUGACCCCGUCUGAAAAAUAAAAGUGAGCCAAUGUGUUUUUUUUUUUUUUUUCUCCUUCUAUCAACAGAGCUGACUAUAUUGUGUGUCACAUGUAGCCGUCUCUCCGCAGUUUCCGUUUCCAACCUGUCCAGAAUGAUUUGCUCCGCAAUGUUGUCAUGGUGAAAAAAAAAACAAGUAUGUCAGGAAGUUUUUGUUUGUUUUGGGGGGAUGCUUUUCGCCAUGCCUUGUGACUUGAGAAAGAAGGCAGCUUUAACUAAUUUUCUCAGAGAUAUACGUUGUUUGAUGUUUGUAUUUGUUUCUGUAGUCCCUCUUUUUAUAUAUACAUAUAUACAUGUAUAUAUGUAUAUAUAUACAUAUACUGUCCUGACAAAACUCUGAACUCUGUAAAUUGUCUGUCUUUCCAUUACACAAAAAAGACAAAACUAACCAAACAAAGAAUGGUCUGCACCGUUGUUGCACUUUUUUUUUUUUUCUUUGUAGCUUUUGACAACAAAAAAAAAAGCAUACUACCUGCUGUGUAACUUAUUCAGCCUCCAGUCCAGGAGUAUACUAAGAUGUGCUUUAACUUUUCCCACCACUCACAGAUAUCUGGAAUUAUUGAGCUCCUCUCUCUUUAUGUAGCUGGUACAUAACUUGUUUCAGUAUGACGCUUCGCUUCACGGUUUUAAGUGUGUGGUACCAUUUAAUGUGUAGAAGUCUGCCGUCACGCAUUUCAUUAGCGUGACCACUUAAUCUCCGCUUUCAUGGCAUCAAUCCACAGGCAUAUAGCUUCCAGUAUGAGUUAUGUUAGGUCAACAUCAUAAAUGGCAGUAACGUUCCUUUCUGAGUCUUUAUUCUUUUUGUGACUUUGUGUGUGUGUGUGUGUGUGUGCGCGUGUGUGUGUGUGCGUGCGUGUGUGUGUGUGUGUGGCAAAAAAAUAACAUUUUGGCUUUUUGGGUUUUCAUUCUGCUCAGUUCACAGAUCCAUUUUCCUCUGAACUUGAUAUUUCCUUCUUUUUCCUUUCAUUUUGACUUUGAAUAAUUUGUAGUAGCACAUUUUUAUUAUUUUUAUUUUUUUUUUUGUCAUUUUCAACAUCUUUGUUCGUCGUCCUGUUAAAGAUGGGAUGUUAUGUGUUUACAGACGCAAUGACAAAAAAAGUUUACAAACUUGAAUCUUAAAAAA